This is a messenger RNA of Culex pipiens pallens (northern house mosquito), 1391 nucleotides long. Its product is annotated as zinc finger protein 506-like. Lineage: Eukaryota; Metazoa; Arthropoda; Insecta; Diptera; Culicidae. Gene Ontology annotation, cellular component: nucleus. The transcript has a single exon. The record is from RefSeq and is a predicted model, not a curated record. The coding region runs from base 628 to 1329 and encodes 233 amino acids.
UGCACAAGAACUGUCAAGCGGUAAACAUGUCGUCUUUUUUGGCUGACUAGAUCCCAGCAAGCAUAGUACAAGAGAGCAUCAAUACAUACUCCAGGAUAGGUAGAAGAUGUCUAAGUUUCAAAUCACAUUCCUUUACCUUUUGUGACUUUUUUCAUUCCUCUUCGUAUUACCUGCGGAGUUUUAUCGAAGCGUUCCACAACAAAACUGGAGACUUUCCACUCACGCGUUAUUUUGUAGACAAGACAGAAGCAUCGGUAAAACACACGCGAACGCUUCGCCCCAUCUGACAGCCAUUUGUUUGGGAAUAAAGUGACGACUACUCUACCAGUACCAGGCAGAACACAAAAACAGACAGACAUUGUGAAUCUGACGAUUCCGCGGACAAGCAUUUGCCCCGGAUGUGCUCUUCCCGAAAGGCUCGCGUCAGGUCACGCUUCGUCGUCGCUUUGCCAGCAACACCAACAACACUUCCGCUACACCGGGGAACGGCGGUCAGUGUAGAGGACACCGCCGUAGCCAGAGAGAGAGAUUGCGACGCCCCAUCCGCAGCAGCAGACAAAACAACAACAGCAGCGCAGAGAACACUUCCUCACAGCAGACGCUCGGUCGGACGCGCGCGCCCUGGAGAUGAAUCUGUGCCAUGAGCAGAAGCCGCUGGAAAAGGUCAACUACAAGCCCAACCGGGACUGGCGGGCGCACUACAUGGUGGCGCAGGAACCGGGCAUCGGCGAGGUGUACAGGUGCAAACUGUGCGGCAAGAACUACUCCAAAAUGAUAAAAAUCAAAAAUCACGUCAAAAACCACUUCAAGGACAUCAAGUGCGACCGGUGCGACCUGAUGUUUGUGAGCGAAUCCAAGCUGAAAACGCACUACGUUGUCCACACCAAGAUCCGCCAGCACAAGUGCGACUUUUGCGGGAAGGAUUUCUACCGGAAAAAUAACCUCACGCAGCACAUGAAGCUGCACCGCAACGAGCGGAACUACGCGUGCGAGUUCUGCGGCAAAACGUUCACCUACAGAGAAAGUAUGAAGUCCCACAUCCGGAACAACCACCUGCGCGAAAGUCCGUACGAGUGCGUCCCGUGUACAAAAAAGUUUGUCGAUCCGGCCUCGCUCGCCAGACACAUGGCAGCCGAGCAUAAGCCUCCGCCGGCCGUGGUCGUGCAGCAGAUCGAGAUGAUGCCGGUGACGGUGACGGUUCCGGUGCCACCGGCUCCGCCCAUGGGUGGAACCAUUGUUCGGUUUGAUGGGUCCACCGUCGUUACGGCCGCCGAUCUGGGCGCGUUUACGGUGGCCGGAGUCUUUCCGACCCUCGGGAGACAACAGUAGACUGGUGAUUGCUUGAUUAUUUUUUGUCUUUUUAUUUCUUUUGAAUACAGUGUGUGAGCGGA